AUGUGGCCGACAAUCCCCAACAGGACGUUUCUGCAGGAUUUCUUCUGGAGCAGAUUCAGGAUGAGUGUCCGGGUCCCACCCAGACUCCUGGGACUGGCAGGUCAGAGCCUGCUGAGGGAUGAGGCCUCGGCCAUCGCAGCUCUGGAGUUGCUGCCCCCCGAACUCUUCCCACCACUGUUCAUGGAGGCCUUCACUGGGAGACACACAGAGACCCUGAAGGCGAUGGUGCAGGCCUGGCCCUUCGCCCGUCUCCCUCUAGGGGGCCUGAUGCAGACGCCUCACCAGGAGAUCUUACAAGCCGUGCUUGAUGGGCUCGAUGUCCUGCUUGCCCAGAAGGUUCGCCCCAGGAGGUGGAAACUGCAGGUGCUGGAUUUACGGAACGGUGGUCAGAACUUCUGGAGCCUGUGGUCUGGAGCCGGGGUCCACGUGUGCUCACCGAUGGGACCAGGGGCUGAGGACAGUUCAAGGUCGAAGCAGCCCUUGGCUCCCUUGAAGGUGUUCGUAGACCUUUGCCUCAAGGAAACGACCCUGGAUGAAUUCCUCACCUACCUCAUUACGUGGGUCAAGCAGAGAGAAGGUUGGCUACAUCUGUGCUGUAAGAAGCUGAGGAUUUUCGCCAUGCCCAUCCAAAAUAUUGAGAAGGUCUUGAAUAUGGUGCAGCUGGACUGCAUCCAGCAGGUGGAAGUCAACUGCCCCUGGCAGCUGUCCACCCUGGGAGUGUUUGCUCCUUACCUGGGCCGGAUGAGUAACGUGCAGAGACUCCUUCUCGCCCACAUCCACGCGGCUGCCUCCGAGGAGGAGGAGCAGCAAGUCGCCCACUUCACCUCUCAGGUCCUCAGGCUGCACCACCUCCGGGGGCUCUAUAUAGACUCUCCUUCCUUCCUCGAAGGCUGCCUGGACCAGAUGCUCAGGUGCCUGAAGACCCCCUUGGAGACCUUAUCAAUAACUAAUUGCCAGCUUACGGAAUCAGACUUGACACACCUGUCCCACUGCCUGCACAUCAGUCAGCUACAGAACCUGGAUCUGAGUGGCAUCAGCCUGACCUAUUUUAGUCCUGAGCCCCUCCAAAUCCUGCUGGAGAAAGUUGCAGCCACCCUCCAGAACCUGGACUUGGAUCAGUGUGGGAUCGCGGACUCCCAUCUCGAGGCCAUCCUGCCUGCCCUGAGCCACUGCUCCCAGCUCAGGACCUUCAGCAUGUGUGGGAACCCCCUCUCCAUGGCCGUCAUGGGGAGGCUGCUGCGCCACACCGACGGGCUGCACCGAUUAAGGCUGGAGGUGUAUCCUGCCCCUCUGGAGAGUUACAGCCCCUGGGGGGCUCUCCACCUGGGCAGACUUGCCUGGUUUAGGGCUGAGCUGAUAGAGAUUCUGAGGGACUUGGGACGGCCCAGGACUGUGUGGCUUAGCACGAGCCCCUGUCCUCACUGUGGCAACAAGACAUCCCAUGACUUGGAGCCCAUUCUGUGGCCCUGUUAUAUGCCCGCCUAG
Equus quagga is the source of this 1485-nucleotide messenger RNA. RefSeq names its product PRAME family member 8-like. The record is from RefSeq and is a predicted model, not a curated record. Bases 1 to 1485 code for a protein of 494 amino acids. The transcript is spliced from 4 exons. NCBI's taxonomy places the organism in Eukaryota, Metazoa, Chordata, Mammalia, Perissodactyla, Equidae. Gene Ontology annotation, biological process: negative regulation of apoptotic process; negative regulation of cell differentiation; positive regulation of cell population proliferation. Gene Ontology annotation, cellular component: cytoplasm.